This is a messenger RNA of Penicillium verhagenii, 1077 nucleotides long. Its product is annotated as ferritin-like domain-containing protein. The transcript has 5 exons. NCBI's taxonomy places the organism in Eukaryota, Fungi, Ascomycota, Eurotiomycetes, Eurotiales, Aspergillaceae. The coding region runs from base 1 to 1077 and encodes 358 amino acids. The record is from RefSeq and is a predicted model, not a curated record.
AUGAAGGUCACCAAUAUUGCUCUGGCUGGUGCUGCCAUCGGUCUUUCUACGGCGAGCCCGGUAUCCAAGCGUGCAAUCAGCGAUGCUGACAUCCUGAACUAUGCCUUGACACUUGAGCAUCUCGAGGCAACAUUCUAUCAGGAGGGCCUCCAGAACUACACCCAAGCGGACUUUGUGAACGCUGGCUUUGCGGACCCCUUCUACGCCAACCUUAAGGAGGUUGCUUCUGAUGAAUUGACUCAUGAGACCUUCCUGACCCAGGCUCUGACUGCUGCCGGUGCAUCUCCCGUCGCACGCUGCAACUACUCGUUCCCAUCCACCGAUGUGAACACUUUCCUGGCCGUUGCCAGCAUUCUGGAAGGCGUGGGAGUCAGUGCCUACUUGGGCGCCGCCAGCAGCAUCAUGAACGCCACCUAUCUCACCGCAGCAGGUAGUAUCUUGACCGUCGAAGCCCGACACAGCGCAUACCUGCGCGCCGCCCUCGGCAAGGUCCCAUUCGCCCAACCCUUCGACGACCCCCUCGACUUCAACGAGGUCUACACCGUUGCCUCGCCCUUCAUUACCUCCUGCCCCUCCAGCAACGGAAAGCUCCCCGUGAUGGCAUUCCCCUCUCUCACAAUGAGCGGCACCAACACGCUCAUGUCUGGAUCUACCGUCCAGCUGGUGACCGGAAGCGGCUUCAACACCUCCAACACCAGCAACCUGUACGCUGCCUUCAUCACCGUCACCGGUCCCCUCUGGGCUCCCUUGACGUCGACUGGCAGUGGCAUGUUCAAUGUCACCAUCCCCGCCGGUAUUGCUGGACAGAGCUACGUUGUUCUUACCAAGGGAAACACAUCGGCAACUGACGAUAACAUCGUUGCGGGGCCUGCUAUCGUCGAGAUUGGAAUGGCCACGGGUGGUAAUAUGACUAGUAUGCCCUCGAUGACUCCUUCCAUGACUGGCGCGAUGAGCAGCACCUCGGCUACUGCUCCGGCCUCUUCAUCCCCCUUAUACAAUGCCGCGGUUGGAAAGAUGACUGGUAAUAUCUUUGGUGUUUUGGGUGCCGGUAUAAUGGUUAUUGCUGCGCUUGCUUAA